Messenger RNA from Macroventuria anomochaeta, 1301 nucleotides. RefSeq lists its product as uncharacterized. Lineage: Eukaryota; Fungi; Ascomycota; Dothideomycetes; Pleosporales; Didymellaceae. The record is from RefSeq and is a predicted model, not a curated record. Gene Ontology annotation, cellular component: mitochondrion. The coding region runs from base 50 to 1228 and encodes 392 amino acids. The transcript has 2 exons.
GACAACUUCAAACAAUGUCUCACACCUCACACUCUAAACCCUCCACAAAAUGGCCGCUCCUCGGCUCCCCUUUCUAUGGCCCAUGCUAUGGAGGCCACAGAAUGCGCCCCGUACGCACGCCCGCACACGCGCGCCACAUUCAAAACGCACACUCGCAACAACGUCAUACCGCUGCGUCGAAGCUCCCAUACAACGAUACGGCAAGGCACAUGAGCCUGCACCACAUUUGCGCGAAGAGAUUGAGAAGAAAGACCCUAUCCCACCAAAGAUCCCACACGACCCAGCCAAAGACGUCGAAGAGGAGGACGACGAACUCGACACUCACGUCCCCACCGAGACCCCAUCUACACCCUCUCAGACGAGUAGUGUAGACACACCACCACCACCAUACACACCCCCCGCACCUCUGAAAACGGGCGACGCGAAACCGCUGGACAGCGUGCUGCACAUGCCCGGUCCCUCAGACGAAGCGCACAAACCGCCGCACCUGAAAACGCCGCCGUAUGUGCACCAUUUUGACACAUACGGGCUGGUCAGGCAGUUGGCGAAGAGCAACUAUACGGAUCAGCAGAGCAUCACAUUGAUGAAGGCCGUGCGCGGCAUAUUGAUAGAGAACAUGAUGCUCGCGCGGCAAGGCCUGGUGUCAAAGUCGAACGUGGAGAACGAGACGUAUUUGUUCCGAGCGGCGUGUGCGGAGCUCAAGACGGAGAUUGGCAACUCGAGACGCGGCGAGGUUGAGCGUAUGCGCACGGAGCGAAACCAACUACAACACGAAGUCGACAUCCUGGGGCAGAAACUUGGGCAGGAGACGGGGAGUGUGAAGGAUGAGCUCAAGGGCUUGUUUGAUGACAGGAAGAUGGCGGUGCGGCAGGAGCAGAGGAGCAUGGAGACCAAGAUCCAAGAACUCAACUAUCAGAUAACCGUCAAGUUGAACUCGGAUGCACGCUCCGAAGUCGAAGGGCUAAGAUGGGUGCUUACGAGGCGGAUAGCAAUGGGUAUUGCGACCAUGGCCAUGAUGGUCAUUAUACUGCUACAGCUCAACAGCAGCAGAAAGCAUGAGCAGAAGGAGGAGGAGAAGAAGAAGAAGAAGGCCGAUGGAGCGAACAAACCGCCCCCGCAUGAGCCGCAAAAUCUGAGCAUGAGCAACAUCACCUCGGUCAACACGGCUGGGCAGGAGGAAGCACUCGGUGGGGAGCUGUUGGCUACUGAGGGCGUGAGCUUGGGAUAGUGUCCGAUGUACAAGACCUCAAACGUAGUCGUGGUCACAUCAAAGAGCAAAAACACCUAAACAAGACACCAUU